UCAGGAAUUACUGGUCUUACCACAGCAAUCGCGCUUCGCAAACUUCCAAAUGUUGAUGUGCAGGUUUAUGAGCGAGCGACACAACUUCGUGAGCUGGGUCAAGCUAUUGCUAUCAAUCCCAAUGGCCUUCGCACGCUCGAGAAACUGGGAUUGCAUAAAGUGCUGUCAGAUGAUGUGGGUUAUAGGUGUCCAAGUGGUAUACCACAAACAUUCAGACAUUGGAAGACGAAUGAGAUACUGGGAAGGGAACAACACACGGGAAACGUCGAAGAAAAGCACAAAAUGACUAGGUUCUAUCGUCCACACCUACAGGAGACAAUACUGGACUACCUACCCCGAGAGAUCAUACACAUGAAUAAGCGUGUUGUCGGUGUCAAUAUUCAAGGUGAAGGUGUUGAUGUCGAAUUCGAGGAUGCCACAACCAUAAAUGCAGAUCUCCUAGUGGGUGCAGAUGGUAUCCGCUCAGCUGUCCGUGGAUUCUUUGUCCCAGACUUUGAACUCAAAUGGUCUGGAUUGAUUGCUUAUCGCACUGCUUUUGAUGUUAAACUGCUUGAUCAUGUCAAAGAUUUGCCGGAAGAUACCACACAAUGGUGGUCCUCUCAAGACGGCAUUCUAGGAACCAAGAUGGGAAGAGGCAAGUACGGCAUAGUAGCUUUCCACAAUGCCAACCCUUCUACGGAUCAACACCUGCUGGAAAACAUACACUGGGACGUAACUACAAAUACUGCCACGCUCAGAGACAUGUACAAAGACUUCCAUCCAGUCGUGAGGGAUAUCGUCGCAGCUGCACCUCACGUACGCACCUAUCCAAACUUAUAUGGCGGUUUCUUGGAUACUUAUGAGUUUGGUGGUCGAGUAGUGCUUGUAGGCGAUGCAGCACAUUCCCAUGGAGGAGCACUGGCUGCAAAUGCCUCUCUUGGGAUUGACGAUGCUUACUGUCUCUACCUGUCUCUUCUCAAAAGGGUAUCUACAGAUGAAAGAUUGAACUUGGGAGCAGAAGAGUUGCAGCAGAGCUUGAGACUGUACGAUGCUGUACGCAGACCGCAUUGUGAGAAAGUCUUGAAAGUGGUACAUGGGAUAUAUGCUAUGACCAAUGCGCGAUUAUGGGGUGUAGGAGAAGGGGAAACGGAUGAGCAGCUCAGAGAGAAGCUGAGGACGCGGCCGUAUGCCGAGUGGAUUCAUGAACAUGAUGUAGAAGCUGCGUUUAGAGCAUGUACUUGA
This is a messenger RNA of Aureobasidium melanogenum CBS 110374, 1221 nucleotides long. RefSeq names its product monooxygenase. NCBI's taxonomy places the organism in Eukaryota, Fungi, Ascomycota, Dothideomycetes, Dothideales, Saccotheciaceae. The transcript is spliced from 3 exons. Gene Ontology annotation, molecular function: FAD binding. The annotation marks the transcript as partial. Gene Ontology annotation, biological process: secondary metabolite biosynthetic process. The record is from RefSeq and is a predicted model, not a curated record.